GGUGCAGUGGUGGUUAACGUAUUACCGUUUAAGAUUUGGCCGGAAAAAUCGAGAAAGAAAGUGGUGAUUCUACUCUCAAGCCUUCAAAAUCAAAGCUUUUUGAUUAUUUUUUUUGUUUCUCGUUCUGUUUUACAAUUUUUUUUUAUUCCGUGGAGAUGAGCCAAAAGAAACUGACGAGGACUCAAUCGUCGUUACUCAGAUCAUCUCCGACGAUUCGAUCGUCGAUUCAAAGCCUAUCUUCAAUCACUGAAUGUGAUGACUUCAACGAAAUCUCUCACCACCGCCGUGAACAAGAUCUAGAAGCCGGUGAGAAAGAAGAGAAACAGAGGAGGAGAAAACCGGUUAAAUCAUUCGGGUCGAUUAACCGAAUUAAACCGGGUCUCGCAUUCACACUCGCUUGUCUUUCUUUCCUUAGUCUCUCAUCUUUCUUACUAUUCUUCGUUGAUGAGAUUUUCACGUCGGAGAAUCUCUUACUAGGUUUGAUUUUCGUCGCUCUUGCUCUGUUCUUCGCAUCGAGAAACAUGGCGGUUAUUAACCAAACCGUAAUCGCAAUCAAACAGAUUCGUGUAAGGUCUCGAAUCAAACACAAACCGAAACCGGUUCAAUGGUAUAUCGGAGAUACAAAACCGGAACCGAUCAAAGAAGAAGAACAGAGACUGGUCGUCAAAGAAGGAGUUCAAUAUUUUAGCAAUGGAGAUUUCUACGAAGGUGAAUUCAACAGAGGGAAGUGUAACGGAAGUGGAGUUUACUAUUAUUUCGUUAAUGGAAGAUAUGAAGGAGAUUGGAUCAAUGGAAGAUACGAUGGUUAUGGAAUCGAAUGUUGGUCUAAAGGGAGUAAAUAUAAAGGACAGUACAAGCAAGGACUUAGACAUGGUUAUGGAGUUUACUGGUUUUACACCGGAGAUUCUUACUCUGGUGAAUGGUUUAACGGUCAAAGUCAUGGCUUUGGUGUUCAAACUUGUGCUGAUGGUAGCUCUUUUGUCGGAGAAUUCAAAUUUGGUGUCAAACAUGGACUUGGUUCUUACCAUUUCAGGAAUGGAGAUAAGUAUGCAGGAGAGUAUUUUGGAGACAAGAUUCAUGGAUUUGGUGUUUACCAUUUCGCUAAUGGUCAUUAUUACGAAGGGGCUUGGCAUGAAGGUCGUAAACAAGGCUAUGGCACGUAUAGAUUCAGAACCGGUGAUAUCAAAUCCGGUGAAUGGGACGAUGGUAAUCUUGUAAACCAUCUUCCUCCAGAUUCUCACCCGGUUCGUAGAGCGGUUCAGAGUGCUCGAGAGAGAGCGAAGAAUGGAGUGAAUCAGAGACAGGUCGAUGAGCAUGUGAUACGAGCUGUGGCUGCGGCCAAUAAAGCUGCGACGGCUGCUAGAGUUGCAGCUGUGAAAGCCGUUCAAAAUCAAAUGGAUGGUAAAAUUUGUGACAAUUAAAGAUGACAUAGAGAAAUGUUUAUAUCUUGUUUUCUUUAUGUAGCCCUAGUGAGCUUAAAUUAUGAGAAGCUUUACUAUGGAGGUUUUUUUUUGUUUUUUUUUUACAUUUUUUUAACUAAUGUAAAUGUACAUAGAAGAAGUAAUGUUUGGCUUUUCAUUUUUGUAAAAGAAAAAGAUAUGUGGAUG
Arabidopsis arenosa is the source of this 1607-nucleotide messenger RNA. Lineage: Eukaryota; Viridiplantae; Streptophyta; Magnoliopsida; Brassicales; Brassicaceae. The record is from the annotation of a GenBank genome assembly.